Molecule: messenger RNA, 3235 nt
Organism: [Torrubiella] hemipterigena
Lineage: Eukaryota; Fungi; Ascomycota; Sordariomycetes; Hypocreales; Clavicipitaceae
Source: the annotation of a GenBank genome assembly
CGAUUUCUUUCUCCCAUCUGCAUCUUUUCUUUUCAUCUUUCUAUUUUCUUCAUAUUAUUUUGUCCCUCUCUACCAAUGUCAACCUCACGCCCCAAGUUUCUCGUCCUUGCCGAGCCAGAGCUAGCCCGCGAUGAAUGGGAUGCUCUGUGCGCCAUUGCCGAACCCAUAUGGCCCAAGGCUACCAACAGAACAGAGCUGCUUGCUGAGCUUCAAUCCGGCAAUCUUGAUGGCGUAGUAGCUGCGUAUCGAGCCUUUCGCUCCACCCCUCUCACUGGUCCCAUGAAUGCCGAGUUCAUUGCCGCUGUUCCCUCCUCUCUCAAGUUUAUAUGCAGCGAAGGCGCUGGCUACGACGCAAUUGACAUUUCAGCAUGCACGGCCCGCCGCAUAUCCGUCUCCAACACCCCCACAGCCGUCGACGAUGCCACCGCCGACACAGCCAUCUUUCUUCUCCUCGGCGCCCUGAGAAACUUUCAUGCUUCCAUCGUAUCUCUCCGCAAAGGAGACUGGAGCAAUGGUGUUUCUCGCGGUCACGAUCCGCAGGGCAAGGUGCUUGGUAUUCUAGGCAUGGGCGGCAUUGGGCGAAACAUGGCCGUCAAGGCGCGGGCAUUUGGCAUGACAAUCCGAUACCACAAUCGCAACCAGCUGUCUCCUGAAGAGGAGGCCGGAGCUGAAUAUGUCUCCUUCGAAGCGCUCUUAAAGGAGAGUGAUGUGAUUAGCUUAAAUCUGCCCCUCAAUGCUAAAACACGGCAUAUUAUUUCCACAAAGGAGUUUUCUCUUAUGAAGCCUGGCGUCGUCAUUGUCAAUACAGCCAGAGGCGCCGUCAUCGACGAAGCAGCCCUUGUGGAAGCUCUGGAUUCCGGGCACGUUGCGAGCGCGGGGUUGGACGUCUUUGAAGAUGAGCCGCGUAUUCAUCCAGGACUGCUAGCUAACCAAAAUGUGCUACUGCUGCCGCACAUGGGGACAGCCACGCAGGAGACGGACAAGAAAAUGGAGAACUGGACGCUGGAUAACUUGAAGAUGGCUCUGACAGAGGGCAGACUGAAGACGAUUGUGCCGGACCAGAGAGGGGUUACUCCAUGAGGUAUAUCUUUCACAGCGUAGAAUAUAAGAACCAUGCAAUUAGAAUAGUAUUGAAGUAGGUAUACUGGAUAUACUACAAUACAACGAUAGUACGUCAUAGAACUUUACAGAAUCAGAUAGAUGGAUUCCAAUCCCAGCCGAAGAUCUCAGGAUACAUUUUCACGCAAAGGGUAUCAAAAGCAGUAAUAUAUGUCAACUGAAUAUAGUAUUAAAUCCGUCAACUAACAACAAUAAAUAGGCCACGGUUGACGGGCCAUUCUCCGUGCUAGUCUUGAGCCCAAGCUGCGCUAGAGAAUCGUAUCAAGCAUCUGGGCCGUUUUCCUCAUUCUUAUUUCGUCUCUCGUAUGAUUUUUGGGGGGAAUCAUUAGCCAAAUAACCCAACGCCAUUUUGUUGAAAAAGCACAUCGUUUCUAUGUUCCGGGCUGCACGCCAUUAUCCACCCGGCGAGAGCGCUACUAGGUUUUUUUUGUAAAAACCGCCCAAUGCUUUUUCCGUAUCAACACCUGUUAAAGCAAAUAAAGGUAACAAAGGAAAUAAAAUCAAAAAAGCUCGCGCCUUAUAUCCGCCGGAAGCCUGUAUGCUCGCAAAAUUUUAUGCUGUUGAAAACACAAGAUAGACCCGAUACAGCUGACGCCUUUAGUGACGCCAGCAAGUCCGGUUGAAGGGCUUCGGGAUAGUAGUACAUACGCUUAGUAGCGGUAGAUCUCGGCCUUGAAGGGACCCUCGACAGGGAGACCAAGGUACUCGGCCUGGACGGGGGUGAGGGUGCUGAGCUCGACCUGGCAGUGAGCAAGGUGGAGCUUGGCGACCUCCUCGUCGAGGAUCUUGGGAAGGACGGUGACGCCGACCUCCAUCUUGCCAGUGUUGGCGAACUCGACGUACUUCUUGCCGAAAGCCUCGUCGUUGGCCUUGUACAACAUGAUCUGGGCAAGGACCUGGUUGGUGAAGGAGCAGGACAUGACGAAAGAAGAGUGGCCAGUGGCGCAGCCAAGGUUGACGAGACGACCCUCAGCAAGGAGGAUGAUGUGGCGGCCGCUGGGCAUGAGGAAGCGGUCGACUUGGGGCUUGAUGUUCUGGACGGAAGAGGCGUUGGCCUUCAACCAGGCAACGUCGAUCUCAAUGUCGAAGUGACCAAUGUCUAAGAGAGAGAAAGUAUGUUAGUAUUGCAUGCGGGAUAUUAGGUCUGCUUUAGGGAAACAGCAACUUACUGCAGACAAUGGCGUCGUUGGGCAUGGCCUCGAAGUGGACACCAGUGAGAAUGUCACGGCAGCCGGUGGUGGUGACGAAGAUCUGACCAAUGGGGGCAGCCUUCUCCAUGGUGGUGACCUGGUAGCCAGCCAUGGCAGCCUGGAGGGCGUUGAUGGGGUCAAUCUCAGUGACGAUGACGCGGGCACCCAUGCCGUGGAGGGCCAUGGCGCAGCCCUUACCGACAUCACCGAAACCGGCAACGACGGCGACCUUACCGGCAAUCAUGACAUCGGUAGCGCGCUUGAUACCGUCAAUGAGGGACUCACGGCAGCCGUAGAGGUUGUCGAACUUGGACUUGGUGACGGAGUCGUUGACGUUGAUGGCAGGGACAAGGAGCUUGCCCUCCUUGAGCAUGCGGUAGAGGUGGUGGACACCAGUGGUGGUCUCCUCAGAGACACCGUAGCAGUCCUUGAGCAUCUCAGGGUACUUGGUGUGGACGAGGGAGGUCAAGUCACCACCGUCGUCAAGGAUGAGGUUGAGCUUCUUGUCAUCCUUGAAGGCAACGAGCUGCUGCUCGAGGCACCAGUUGUACUCCUCCUCGGUCUCACCCUUCCAGGCGAAGACGGGGACACCAGCGGCAGCAAUGGCAGCGGCGGCGUGGUCCUGGGUAGAGAAGAUGUUGCAAGAGGUCCAGGUAACCUCGGCGCCGAGGGCAGUGAGGGUCUCGAUGAGGACGGCAGUCUGGAUGGUCAUGUGCAGGCAGCCAGCAAUGCGGGCACCGGCGAGGGGCUGGUCAGCAGCGUACUUCUCACGGAUGGACAUGAGACCAGGCAUCUCGUUCUCGGCGAGCUCGAUCUCCUUGCGGCCAAAGGCAGCGAGGGAAAGGUCAGCGACCUUGAAGGUGUGGGCGGGAGCAGACAUUGUGAUUAGAAGGAGUUCAAAGAAGAACAAUUGGGAUAAGGGAUGA